Molecule: messenger RNA, 3540 nt
Organism: Cuculus canorus (common cuckoo)
Lineage: Eukaryota; Metazoa; Chordata; Aves; Cuculiformes; Cuculidae
Product: hydrocephalus-inducing protein homolog
Exons: 22
Coding region: 1-3540 (1179 amino acids)
Biological process (GO): cilium movement; axonemal central apparatus assembly
Cellular component (GO): axoneme
Source: RefSeq, a predicted model, not a curated record
AUGGCUCCUCCCGGGACACCUCUGACCUUGCUUCCUUCCUCCAUAGUACUUGCAAGAUAUCUCCGACCAGCGGAGAAGACAGACGUUGUCCUCAUGGCCAUUGAGGCGAUGAGGAACUCCAGCGUCUUUCAGAGGGAGGCGAUAAAACUCAUGUGGGAUGUGUUCACGCGCGACCCUGCCUGCUGGCUAGUGAAGCCGACUCCCCCUGCCUUCAGGAAGGGGAAUUCCCUCUCCAUCGAGCAGAGUCUGGCUGGCACUUACGAGGUGAAGCUGCCCCGGAUCACCCAGCUUGGAAGCAGGAGUGAAACCUGCCAUGGAAAGUCCUUAGCAGCUGACCGGGAGCAGAGCUUUCUCCAGCCUUUCCCAUCGGAAGUUGUAUUUCAGGACUUCGUUCCCUGUGAGGUCUAUGAAAAGCUGCUGGUUCUGAGGAACAGUGACAAGGUUCCUCAGCUGGUGAAGGUCAUCAUGGAACGCUCACCGUAUUUCAAGUUGGUGAUCCCCAGUGGUGUGUACCGUAAGAUACCACCUGGCCUGACUGCAACUUUCCGCAUCCUUUUCACCCCUGAGGAGAACAAGGAUUAUUUCCACCAGCUCACCUGCAUUGCAGGAAAGGAAAAGCUUAUUGUGCCGAUCCGAGCUAUAGGUGCUCGACCUGUCCUGGACUUCCCUGACCAGCUGCACUUCUCCGUCUGUCCAGUCAACUACAGCACCGAGAAAACACUGCUCAUUCGUAACGUCGGUAAUCGGGAGGCCCACUACCGCAUCAGCACUCAGAGCCCUUUCUCUGUUAGUCCCUCCGCUGGGAACCUUAGGGUUGGUGAAGCCACACAAGUAACGGUGGAGUUUCACCCAGUGAAGACGGGGGAUCAUUCCGGGUCCCUGAUAGUUCACUAUGACACAGGUGAAGAUACCCACACAAGCCUUUAUGGAGCGGCUGUAGAUGUCAACAUCAGGCUGGAGAGGAGGUCCUUGACAAUUGAGAAGACUUACCUCACUCUGGAAAACCGCGGCACUGUGGUCAUCCACAAUCGGAGUGGAAUCACUGCCCACUUCCAGUGGAAGGCUUUUGUUACUCAGGAAGAGGAGGAUAAGCGGAAGCUGAGGCUGUGCCAGAGGCUGCGCAGCAGGGAGGAUGACAUGUUGGAUUGUUUUCUCAAGGAGUGCUUGGAGUUCUCCAGUCUCCGAGAAUGCCGUCCUCUUCUCUCCGACAACGUCCGGAACCAGAGUGCGAAAGGGCAAGGAGACCGCACGCUUUUCUCCAGUGAUAUUUUCACCAUUGAUCCAGUGGAAGGAGAUGUCUUGCCAAAUUCUUCAGUUGUAAUUAAUGUGAUCUUUAAACCCCAAGAAGCCAGAGUCUACAAACAAAUGGUCUACUGUGACAUCUCAGGCCGUGAAACCAGGCUGCCCCUGCGCAUCAAAGGGGAAGGCAUAGGGCCCCAGCUCUGCUCUGACUUGGACCAGCUGGACAUCGGGAAGGUCUCUGUUGAAUCAGCGCAGACUUAUGAGAUGAUCCUGUUUAACAAAGGAGCCAUCGAUGCUUUCUUCAGCCUGGAGCCUCCAACUACAGCUCUGGGCUCCUGCUUCACCUUUCUCCCUCAGGAAGGUCUCAUUUCACCAAACAGGCUCCAAAUCAUCAAGAUCUCCUUCAGUUCCACCAUCCUGGGGGAGUUCACAGAAGAGUUCAGAUUCAAUGUAAAUGGAUCCCCUGAGCCUGUGACUUUGACUAUCAGGGGCUGUGUUACCGGACCACUUGUUCAUUUCGAUGUGCCUUCUCUCUCCUUUGGUGAUGUCUCCUUUGGCUUUCCUAGCACAUUGUCCUGUCGCCUCAUUAACACCUCCUCGGUGCUCAGGACCUUCAACCUUUACAUUCCUGAGGAUGGCUCAGGAGAGCCCAGUGUCACCAUUUCUGAUCUGAUGUUGGACAACACCCUCCCAUCCCGAAGAAGGAGAAGUCGAAGACAGGUCAGGCCGACUGAAUUUACCAUCACUCCUUGCAGAGGGAUCAUCCAGCCCCAGGGAUUCCAGGAUAUCCAGAUCACCCUGUGUUCCAACACUGUGAAGAAAUACCGUCUGGCACUGGUGGUGGACGUGGAGGGUGUUGGCAAGGUGUCUUCAUUGCUCCUCAGAGCCAGAUGUGUCAUUCCUCAGCUGCGAGUGCUCAACCCUGUUGUGACGUUUGAAAAUUGCUUCCUGAAAGUCCCCUGUCAGCAGACGCUGACCAUUGUGAAUGACAGCAAUCUUCCAGGCUGCUAUAGGGUUCUUCCUCAGGAACACAAGGACGCUGCUGCUGUGCAGUACUCCAGCCCUGUGCCGUGUGGGAUUAUCCAGCCUUGCAGCUCAGUGGAGGUCCCCUUUACGCUGGAAGCCCAGGUGACAGGAGAGCAGGACACUGUUGCUUGUGUUGCGGCAUUUGGGAAGGAAGAAUUCCCACUGGAAAUCCAUUUGGUGAGCAUUGCAGAAGGACCAGUUGUCUAUGUCCGGCCAAGUAAAAUAAAUUUCGGCAGUAUCCAAGUGCUACAAGACGCUUCCCGGACUCUCCGCCUCUCCAAUCAAACCAUCAUCCCUGCGUCCUUCACGGCACAGAUGGCUGGCAAACACUCAUGCUGGAGGAUUGAACCCAGUCAAGGAGUGAUUCCCCCCAACACCGAGGUGGCUGUGGCUGUCAUAGCGAACUUGGAUGGCACCGAGAAAUUCAACGAUGAGGUGAAGGUGUUCAUAGAGAACAGCCGGAGCUACGUCAUCCCCGUCCAGGCUGUUGGCGUUGGCACCACCAUUGUUAUCGACAAACCCAUUGCUCCAGAGCUCAACCUGGGGACCCACUUCAGCCUGGCUACCUGCUGUCACCAUUUCAAGGUAACAAACAAAGGACGACGCACCCAGUUGCUUUAUUGGACAAUGGAAGAUUGUUCCACGUUUCGCCAGCGUCAUCAUCUCCCUGCCCUCAGUAGUACCAAGGGCAAAGGUUCCUCCCAGAACCCCAAAUCUGCCUGCCCCGUGUUUAAUCUUCGACCGCUGAGGAUGCAGCUGAUGCCAGAUGAGAGUAUGGAGGUGGUGCUGGAAGCCUUUUCCAGCACUCCACAGGUGGUGAAGAAGCAGCUGCUGUGUCACACUGUCACGGGAAGCAAGGCCGGGAAGGAACUGAUAAUGCAAGCGGAUGUCACAUGCGAGUUCAUUGCUCCUGCUCUGCAAGUGUCUUCCAGGGAGAUCACUUUCUGGCAACCCAACAACGUCCUGAGUCUCCAGUAUAAGCCUCUUUCUUUAAAAAAUGUCUGCCGUCUGCCACUCAGCGUUGUCUUGUCCUUAGAGGAACCCUUCCUAAUCUGCAAUGCGGACCAGCAGCCCCUCCUGGCAGAUGUUCAGCCUGUGAAGUUGGAGGUAGGGGAGGAAUGUCAUCUAUCCAUCAGAUUUAAUCCUGUUUAUGAAGAGAUUUUGAAUAUGGAGACAGUAGAGAAGGCUCUGAAGAUACGAUUUCUUGAGCACCCUCAGGAGACGCUGAUUACUGUUCGGGGAGAAGUCUACUUUCCAUAUCUCUGGACCUAA